CUUUUACAGAGGACGGCUCACAUGAAUAUUUCAGUUGCGCGUCUUAUUACUUUAAAAAGAAACAAAAAAUAUACAAAAGAUUAAAACUAACCAAAACAAUGGGCUGUAUUCAAAGCUUCAGGCAAUUGUGCGACUAUCCAAAGAAUACUAAUGUUCAUAUCAGUUUUCCAGCAGUGUGCUUUGUGUGGCAAACUGCCAUGAUCAUAUUGUUUGGGAUUUUUGUUCGUUACAAUGAAGAAUCAGAUUCACACUGGUCAGAAUACAAAAAAGCUAAAAAUCUAUCGGACAUUGACAAUGACUUCUACUUCAGAUAUCCAAGUUUCCAGGAUGUCCAUGUAAUGAUCUUUAUUGGAUUUGGCUUCCUGAUGACAUUUCUUAAGCGCUACAGCUUCGGCGCGGUGGGUUUUAACUUCCUCAUCGCAGCCUUCGGCAUCCAAUGGGCACUGCUAAUGCAAGGCUGGUUCCACUCCAUGGAUGCAGAGGGAAAAAUCAGAAUUGGAGUUGAAAACAUGAUCAAUGCAGACUUCUGUGUGGCGAGCUGCUUAAUAGCCUACGGGGCGGUGCUUGGUAAAGUCAGUGCUGUCCAGCUGCUGGUUCUGACUCUGUUUGGCGUCACAUUGUUUGCUGUGGAUGAAUAUAUUAUCAUUAGUCUCAUACAUGCCAAAGAUGCUGGGGGCUCCAUGUCGAUCCACACAUUUGGAGCUUAUUAUGGUCUUUGCAUCUCGUGGAUGCUCUAUCGGCCAAACCUGAACCAGAGCAGUCGUCUGCAGGGCUCCGUCUACCACUCAGAUGUCUUUGCUAUGAUUGGCACCCUCUUCCUGUGGAUGUUUUGGCCCAGCUUCAACUCAGCCAUUGCAAACCAUGGGGACGGGCAGCACAGAGCAGUCAUCAACACCUACCUGUCUUUGGCCUCAACUGUGCUCACUUGUAUGGCCAUCUCGAGUCUCUUCAACAAGCAUGGAAAACUAGACAUGGUUCACAUCCAGAACUCCACUCUUGCUGGAGGUGUUGCAGUGGGGACUGCAGCAGAGUUCAUGCUGACGCCCUAUGGUGCUCUGAUCGUAGGAUUCUGCUGCGGUAUAAUCUCCACACUGGGAUAUAUCUACCUCACGCCUUUCAUGGAGAAGCAUUUGAAGAUCCAGGACACAUGUGGAAUCCAUAACCUGCAUGCCAUGCCAGGACUAAUAGGUGGCAUUGUGGGAGCCAUUACUGCUGCAUCUGCAUCAAAGUCCGUUUAUGGCGAGGAAGGGCUGAUUAACACCUUUGACUUUGUGGGUAAAUACAAAGACGUGGUACCCACACAGCAGGGUGGGUUACAGGCUGCAGGCCUCAGUGUGGCUCUCUGCUUUGGUGUGGGCGGAGGUGUCCUUGUCGGUUUUAUUUUAAGAUUACCUAUCUGGGGAGAUCCCGCAGAUGACAAUUGUUUUGAUGAUGAGCCCUACUGGGAGCUUCCUGAGGAUGAAGAGGUCGUCACACCAGUCCUUCAGUACAACAACCACAUGCAGAACAAAGAUGUAGCGGAGUCACAUUUCACCAUGGAACAGACCUGACGCUAGGCCUUGAACCGGAUGGAUCUCUGUCUCUGUCGCACUGCCCCUUUGUUCCUUUUUUAUUCUCCUGCUUGACAGAAAUAUUAUCAAUUAUUCCCCUUCAAUCCAAUUAAAACCAGUUUUUUGUCAGUGAAUAUAUGUCUAACAGGUUUUUGUUUGUUUGAAGUGAAAAAAUCUGCCAGUGGAAUAAGAUUGUUUUUGUUUUAUAAGGUAUAUAUAUUUUAGUUGAAAUCAAUUAAUAUUAAAUCUAAUGUAUUAAAUAUUCUAUUAGAUGAGUGGCAUUCUUUGUGAUUUGUGGAAUGAUUUGCCUCAUUUUAACAUUGAGAGGUAGAUUUACUCACUUAAACUGCAGAAUUUCGCUCUUGUGUCACAUAAAACCAGAUGUAAAGGCUCAGACUAAAACCAACUUAAACAUGUCCAUGAGAACAUAACCAAUGUUACUUUAAGUGGUUGUAAGAGAAAUAUUUGAAUCAUAUUUUGUAUUACGUUUUUCUUCAAAUCCACCUGAGUGGCACUUUUCCUAAUAUCAAAUUUUUAUUUUUCUUCUGUCUGUGUGACAUAAAAGACCGCAGUGAACAGUAACAUUUAUUAAAGAGAAUACACAGACUUUUUGGCAACUUUA
Messenger RNA from Perca flavescens (yellow perch), 2172 nucleotides. RefSeq names its product Rh family, C glycoprotein b (gene rhcgb). The record is from RefSeq and is a predicted model, not a curated record. The coding region runs from base 99 to 1550 and encodes 483 amino acids. Lineage: Eukaryota; Metazoa; Chordata; Actinopteri; Perciformes; Percidae. The transcript is spliced from 11 exons. Gene Ontology annotation, biological process: ammonium homeostasis; ammonium transmembrane transport. Gene Ontology annotation, cellular component: plasma membrane. Gene Ontology annotation, molecular function: ammonium channel activity.